Molecule: messenger RNA, 2322 nt
Organism: Daucus carota subsp. sativus
Lineage: Eukaryota; Viridiplantae; Streptophyta; Magnoliopsida; Apiales; Apiaceae
Product: protein PSK SIMULATOR 2
Exons: 12
Coding region: 213-2141 (642 amino acids)
Biological process (GO): positive regulation of growth
Source: RefSeq, a predicted model, not a curated record
UAAUCCAAUCUAACUGACUUUUGGUAAGAAAUAAACAUCCCCCCUUAAAACCCAAAAUUAUAAAACACAAACCCAAGUCAAUAGUUUCAGCUCUCCACGCGUCUUAUAAUCCCCUCUUUAACUAAUCACAAUUUACUUUUCACAAUCCAUUCCACUUCUUUGAUUAAUUUUGCUAGGCUUCUCAGCUUCAUUUCACAAGUAAUUGAUUUGCAAUGGGAGGUGUUUGCACUGGCGGGACAAUUAAGCGCACUAGUAGCAGUUCUGAUUUUCAAGAAAAGACUGAUAAUGUUAAUGUUUCUGGUUUUUCUGGGAAGCUUAAAUCGAUUAAGAGUGGGUUGGGUAAGCAGAAUAACAGAAGAAAGGAGAGCCAGGAUGAUGGUGAUGGUGAUGGUGAUUUGUAUUUACCGGAUGUUGAGAAGAGGAGGAGGACUCAUCAUAUUUUCGAUUCCGGGGAGCUUCAUUUUUCGAUUUCCAGGGAAUUGAAGUCUUCUUCUGCUCCUGUUCGGAAUCCGGCUGCCAAGGGACCUCAAGCUGGUUCAUUUCUUGGUAAAGCUGGCAUUGUGGGCUUUGAGAGGGCAGUGGAUGUCCUGGACACACUUGGUAGCAGCAUGACAAAUUUAAACGUCGGAAGUGGUUUUGUAUCAAAUAUGGCUUCAAGAGGAAAUAAAAUAUCUAUCCUUGCAUUUGAAGUCGCUAAUACUAUUGCCAAAGGUUCAAACUUGUUGCAAUCUAUUUCAGAAGAAAAUAUCCAAUUCCUUAAAAAGGAAAUUCUUCACUCGGGAGGAGUACAGCUGUUAGUUUCUACAGAUAUGACAGAGUUGCUUAGAAUUGCUGCUGCAGACAAAAGGGAGGAAUUUGGUGUCUUUUCUAGAGAAGUAAUUAGGUUUGGAGAUCUAUGUAAAGACCCACAAUGGCAUAGUCUGGGGCGUUAUUUUGCAAGAUUGGAUACAGACCCCGUGACCGAAAAACAACUUAGAGAAGAUACAGAGAAGACAAUGCAAGAAUUGACCAAUCUGGCUCAACACACUUCUGAACUAUAUCAUGAGUUGCAUGCUUUAGACAGAUUUGAACAAGAUUACCGGAGAAAGCUUGAGGAAGUGGAGUCUUUACAUCUUCCUCGAAAAGGAGAGGGUUUGGUGAUUUUACAAUCUGAGCUAAAGCAUCAAAGAAAACUCGUUAGAAGCUUGAAAAAGAAAUCUCUUUGGUCCAGAAGUUUGGAGGAAGUUGUAGAGAAGCUUGUUGACAUAGUAACCUUCAUACAUCAAGACAUCUUGGAAGCAUUUGGGGAAAAUGUGGCAGCGGUGACAUCUACCGGAACAAAUACUUGUAAUAAACCUGAAAGACUAGGUGUUGCUGGUCUUGCUCUACAUUAUGCUCACAUAAUCACUCAAAUGGAUAACAUUGCAUGUCGACCUACGUCUCUCCCUCCUAAUAUGAGAGAUGGAUUGUACAAUGGGUUACCUGUCAGUGUCAAGAUGGCUUUGCGUUCAAGGUUACAGGAAUUUGAUGCGAAGGAAGAACUUACGGUUCCCCAAAUUAAAGCUGAAAUGGAGAAGACUCUCCAGUGGCUUGUUCCAGUUGCUGCGGACACUACCAAAGCUCAUCAAGGUUUUGGUUGGGUUGGAGAGUGGGCAAACACUGGUAUGGAUUUUGGCGGCAAGAAGACUGGGGCCAACAGCACUGUGAUUCGGCUACAGACACUGUAUCACGCAGAUAAGCAAAAGAUGGAUCAAUACAUCCUUGAAUUGGUGGUCUUCCUCCACCGUCUUAUUAGCUCAGUUAGGUACAAAGACAAUGGAUUCAAGGCCUUGCCAGUUCAAUCGCCGAUACGCCAAAGACUAAUAACACAAAUCAGGACGCAAGAACUGCCGUCAUUAAACAGGAAUUGUGAUGUCCAAGAGAAAAAACUUUCUUCCGAGGACAGAAAUUUGUUGGAAGACGUAGCGAAUCAUAGAAAAAUAGUUAUUGGGAGAAGCAAAAGCCAAGGAUUUGCAAUCGGCAGGAAGGGUUCAAUUAAAGUUUGGGCAUUAAGUAGGAGCACCGGCAGUUCUCCGAGAAGAUUCUUGCAGCCCGGGCAUCAAAAGUCGAGCAUUUUGGAUAUAUUGGAUGGUAUGGAUCAGCAUGAGUUAUUUUCAAUCUAAUCAUAUUGCUCAUGCCAUUUAUUCGUUGAAUAGCCUACUUGGUAUCCGGUUGUAUAUAUCAUUAUCUGCAGUGGGGCAUUUAUAGUAUCGUGAAAGAAGAGACAUGGUGGAAAUUUUGAAAAUCAUAUUAGUUAUUGGUAUAUACUGGAAAAGUUCAAGUGAGAAUUUGAUGUUUAUUACA